AUGGCCUUCCCAGGUAUCUGUUCUCCUCGAUCUGCCCGCCUCCUUCUUACUGGGAGUGUGGAUUUGCCCGAAUUCGCCUUGAAGACGGUAGCUGAUACUCGACCCUUGGCGAAGGAGCCGCCUAUCUACUUCCCCGGUUUGAAGCCACUCGUUCGUCCCUGGCGUCUUCCUCCUUGGCUUCGACCUCAUGUCGAUGACUUGGUCAAGAAGAAGUCGGGUUUGUUUUUUUCCUCGGCCGUGUCUCGUCCCCUUCGUGUUGCCCGUCUUCCUGUUUUGCCCCCGCCUGUCCCCAUCCUCAAGCGUGCUGAGGGUCCUGCGAAGCUGAGACGUCAGGUCUCCUUUGGAGAUACCGUCGUCCAUGAAGUUGAGCGGUUCCCUUGGCGUGUCUUCCCUCCGCCUCGCUUUGCGGUGUUUGAACCCAAGCGACGGUUGCCCCUUCCUGUUCCCUCUCAUCCGGCUACUCAGGAAUUGCCGCGUCGUGCUUUGCACCUCGAGGUCACUGUUCGCGGGCCUACUUUUGGUCAGUGGAUGACUGGACUCGCUGUUGGCGUUGCUGCCAUGACCGUCCUCUCGUGGUUGCGUUGA
This is a messenger RNA of Penicillium cataractarum, 585 nucleotides long. RefSeq lists its product as uncharacterized. The record is from RefSeq and is a predicted model, not a curated record. The transcript has a single exon. The coding region runs from base 1 to 585 and encodes 194 amino acids. Lineage: Eukaryota; Fungi; Ascomycota; Eurotiomycetes; Eurotiales; Aspergillaceae.